Molecule: messenger RNA, 645 nt
Organism: Dibothriocephalus latus
Lineage: Eukaryota; Metazoa; Platyhelminthes; Cestoda; Diphyllobothriidea; Diphyllobothriidae
Source: the annotation of a GenBank genome assembly
AUGCGUGAAGUCAUUAGCGUACACACUGGCCAAGGCGGAGUGCAGAUCGGCAAUGCUUGCUGGGAACUCUAUUGUCUGGAGCAUGGAAUUCAACCUGAUGGACAAAUGCCAAGUGAUAAAACCGUUGGAGGUGGAGACGACUCCUUUCAGACAUUUUUCAGCGAAACCGGAGCUGGAAAACACGUUCCCAGAGCCGUGUUGAUGGAUCUGGAACCAACAGUAGUGGACGAAGUCAGAACUGGCACCUAUCGGCAGCUGUUCCAUCCAGAACAACUCAUCAGUGGAAAAGAGGAUGCUGCAAACAACUAUGCCCGCGGUCACUAUACAAUUGGCAAAGAGAUGAUAGAUCUGGUUUUGGACAGAAUCCGAAAAUUGGCUGACCAAUGCACUGGCAUGCAAGGCUUCGUCAUCUUCCACUCCUUCGGUGGAGGAACCGGCUCCGGUUUCACUUCGCUCCUGAUGGAACGCCUCAGUGUGGACUACGGAAAGAAGUCCAAACUGGAGUUUGCAAUCUAUCCAGCACCACAAAUCUCAACUGCCGUUGUCGAGCCUUACAAUUCUAUACUUUGUACGCACUCCACAUUGGAACAUUCGGACUGUGCCUUCAUGAUCGACAAUGAGGCCAUCUACGACGUGUGCCGGUGA